AUAUAUGCAGGUCCACGAAACUUUGCAUGUAUAGGUUGUCUACAAGUUGACUAUACUUGGACUACACGCUCUGAAAAGACGAGCCGGAACAGUCGUAGGAAAGAGGAAUUGGAGGAUUUAAUAUUUGUGUUAAGAUGAAUAAAAACGGAGAUGUCAAAGCUCAGCGCCCGAAAAGAACAUUAUGGGUCGACAAACAUCGACCUGCAACUCUGGAUAAACUGGAUUACCAUUUGAUACAGGCGAAACAGUUAAAGAACAUGGUUGAUCAAGGAGACUUCCCACAUUUAUUGAUUUAUGGGCCACCGGGCGCUGGCAAGAAAACACGAAUAAGAUGUAUCAUUCGGGAGCUCUAUGGCAGCGGUGUUGAAAAAUUAAGAAAUGAAAUUAUGAAUUUCGAGACACCAUCCAAGAAAAAAAUAAGUAUAUUAACGCUGAGCAGUAAUUAUCACAUUGAAGUGAAUCCCAGUGAUGUGGGCAUAAAUGAUAGAGUCGUUAUUAUGGAUCUUGUUAAAACUACAGCACAAACUCAUCAAAUUAAUACUGCAGGUCAAAGAGAGUUUAAAGUUGUUCUAUUAACAAAUGUGGAUGGCUUAACAAAGGAUGCACAACACGCAUUACGCCGAACAAUGGAGAAAUAUGUUUCAACUUGCCGGUUGAUACUUUGUGCCAGUUCCAUGUCACGUGUAUUGCCUGCAAUUCGCUCUCGUUGCCUGGGGAUCCGAGUACCGGCACCAAAAAAAGAUGAGAUUGUUGAUAUUUUACAAAAAAUUGCGAAAGCGGAAAAGUUAAGACUACCGGAUGAAUUAGCCAGGAGAAUUGCAGAUGCUAGCGACAGAAAUUUGAGGCGUGCAAUUCUGAUGUUUGAAGCCUGUAGAGUUGAACAAUAUCCCCUUAGUCCAGAACAAAACAUUGUUUUGCCAGACUGGGAAGUUUACAUUCGAAACACUGCAAGCAUGAUGGUGAAGUCUCAAUCAGUGGAAACACUCUCUGAAGUACGGAAUAAAUUCUACGAGCUUUUAACGCAUUGUGUACCACACGAUGUUAUCUUUAAAGGAUUGUUAAAAGAAUGUAUUAAGAAUUGCGAUCUCCAGUUAAAGAACACUAUUGCUAAUUAUGCAGCUGAAUACGAGUUCAGACUACGUUGUGGUUCAAAAGCUAUUAUUCAUUUGGAAAGCUUUGCAGCUCGUUUUAUGACUGAGUAUAAACGAUUUAUGGAGUCUACGUUGGAAAAUUUCUAACUUGCUCCUAACAUGAUUCCGUGCAGAUUUUUGCAAUGAGAUGUACUAUGAUCCGCCU
Molecule: messenger RNA, 1296 nt
Organism: Orussus abietinus
Lineage: Eukaryota; Metazoa; Arthropoda; Insecta; Hymenoptera; Orussidae
Gene: RfC38
Product: replication factor C subunit 3
Exons: 5
Coding region: 135-1238 (367 amino acids)
Biological process (GO): DNA-templated DNA replication; DNA repair
Cellular component (GO): DNA replication factor C complex; nucleus
Molecular function (GO): DNA binding; ATP hydrolysis activity; DNA clamp loader activity
Source: RefSeq, a predicted model, not a curated record